This is a messenger RNA of Catharus ustulatus (Swainson's thrush), 2600 nucleotides long. RefSeq names its product leucine-rich repeat-containing protein 25-like. NCBI's taxonomy places the organism in Eukaryota, Metazoa, Chordata, Aves, Passeriformes, Turdidae. Gene Ontology annotation, molecular function: protein binding. The transcript is spliced from 3 exons. The record is from RefSeq and is a predicted model, not a curated record. Bases 1031 to 1996 code for a protein of 321 amino acids.
GCGUCCAGGGAUGGGGACACACGGGGGAUCAUGGAGUUAAAAGGGCAGUGACACGAGGGGACACGGCCACGGUGGUCACGGAGGGACACGAGGGGUGGACACGGACACGGGGUGGACAAGUGGCAGGGUGGACACGGACGCGAGGGGGUGGGCACGGAGGGACACGGACACGAAAGGGUGGGCACGGCCAUGAAGGGAUGGACACGGCCAUGAAGGGGUGGAUAUGGGAGGGGGGACACGGGGGGACACGGGGGACACAGAGGGACACGGAUGUGACAGGGUGGACACGGACGCGAUGGGGUGGACUUAAAGGGGCAGUGACAGGAGGGGAUGGGGACAGGAUGGACAUGGAGGGACACGGGUUUGAGAGGAUGGACACGGAGGGGCACGCGAGGGGGUGACCACAGACACGGGGCACGGAGGGACACGGGUGGGACAGGUGGACAUGGACACGGGGGGGACACACGGACACGAUGGGGGACACCGGAACGGGAGCAGGUAGUGGCGAAGGGACUCGGACACCAGGGGGCGGACAUGGACACGGUGUGACACGGGGGGACACGAGGGGACACAGGGGGGUGGACAUUGUGGACGGACAUGGACACCAGGGGGACGUGGACACGAGCAUGGUGCUCUCGGGGCUCGCAGGACAUUGAGUUUCAGACACGGAGAGGGGACACCGGGAUGGCGACACCCAUCCUGCCAGGGGACACCGACACUCGGGGGAGUCCCUGUGCUGCCGGGGGGGGUCAGUGAGCACACGGUGUGGCUGUCCCUGUGUCCCCAUUCGUGUGUCCCCCACCCUCAGGGGGUCACCGGGACGCUCAGCCAGUGCCAGGGGGAUGCUCAGCACCCAAAAAAAGCACCGGGGAUGGGUCUGACAGGGGUCAGGGGGUGCUGAUUUGGGGGUGCUGCCCCCCUGCACCCCCCGGGGCCGGCUACGCCCUGCCAGGGUGACACGGGACAGCCGGACCCGCCUGUUCCUCUUCCCCACACCAGGCAGCAGCGGCCGGAGCGCAGUGGGGUGACCAUGGGGCUCCCUGCGGCCCCACUCCUGCUGCUGCUGCUGCUGCUGAACCCCGUCACCCCCAUGUCCACCGUGUCCACCGUGUCCACCGUGUCCCCCUGCUCGGCCUUGCUGCUGGACACUUCCGAGGAGCUGGACCUGACCAACAGGAGCCGUGGAUGCGCCGAGCUGGACUGGAGCCCGUUCCACCGGCGGCGCCGGGUGCUGCUGAGGCACAACGGCAUCGAGUCCCUGAGCCCCUCGGCCCGCCUGGGCCCCAGCACGGAGGAGCUGGACCUGGCGGAGAACCGGCUGCGGGAGCUGCCCCAAGGAUUCUUUACCAACGCCACGGCCCUGCGGACCCUGCGGCUGGAGGGGAACCCCCUCCCCGCCGUGCCCCCCGCCGCCUUCCAGCCCACGCUGAGCUCCCUGUCCGUGUCCUGCCGCUGUGACCUGCUGGGCACCGUCCUGGAGCCCUGCACCCGCGCUGGGAUCAGCUGUCUGUGUCUCACAUCCCAGCAGAAUUCCUUCAAUGUCACGGAAUUCCACGGCCGGGAAUGCGGGCCCCCCGUGGGUUUGGUGGCCGGGCUGGCCGGGGCCGCUGCCGGGGUCGGGCUGGUGGCCGUGGGCGCUGCCGGGGUUUGGUACCGGCGGAGGAGAGCGGGAGCUGCGGUGGCCGCCGGGGGAAGGGGGAAGCAGGAUCCCGCUGGGAACCUCCGGCAGCCCCAUUACAUCAGCCGGGACAGCACCGGGAUCGGCACCGCCGGUGUCGCCGAUGGCCCCGACUACGAGAACAUCUUCGUGAGCGCUGGCGCGGCCCCGGCUGCCGCGCAGAGAUGGGCACCGGGGUGGCAGGAGCAGCGCUACAGCCCGCAGGUCCUGGCAGAUGAGAAUUAUUUCCUGGAGAGCGCGACCGAUCCCGGGGACCAGCCCAUCUACGCCAACACCGUGGGCCUCGCCGAGGAUGUCUACAUCAUUCCUGACCAGUGAGGGGCUGGGGGGACACUGGGAGGACUGGGGGGACACUCCCUGUCCCCCACUGAUGCCCUUUCCCCGCCUGUCCCCCAGCGCAGAGGGGACAGGGACAUUCCCCACAGCCCUGCGGUCACACGCACAUCCUGUGGGAACGCCUUUUGCAAGGGGAUUUUUUUGUUUUUAACAGCCCCAGUCCCCUCCUUCGCCCCAGUUCUCACCCCGGGGGUGAGGGCUGAGCUGACAUUUCCUCCCGGGGCUGCGGCCACCGACCGCGGGGACGCCUCGAGUGUCGCAUCCGCCGGAGCCGGGGGCCGGGACACGCGCAGGGUCCCUGGGGCCGGCUGGAGGAGCCGGGGCUGGGGCUGAUCACGGCCUUGCCUUUCUCUUCUUCCCCUUUUGGAGGAUGGAGAGCGCUGGGUGUGCUCGUGCUGGUGGUUGGGGACAUCCGGUGCCACCUGCGCUCUCUUUUUCUGCUGAAUGCGCCACUUUGGGGAACAAAGAAAAAGUUCCUUUUCAAAAUCCUUCUGGGUGAGAGCCCGAGCUGGUGGGUGCCGUGGGGGCACAGGGACCCCAUGGCUUGUCUGGAUGUCCCCCCAGCCCCUGAGAGGCUUCACUGUGU